AUGUUCGCGAUGAAAAGUAAAAGAUAAGAUUAAAAAAAACCUUUAUUAGUCUCGCAAUGGAGAAAUUCACGAUUCACAGCAGCAAAGUAAUGAUUGGAAGAAGUACAACAACAAAAUAUAGGAGCUGCUGGAAAGGCAGCCACUCACGCGGCACCAUUUUGAAGUCAAAAUAUCAAAAAUAACACAACACAACACAUAGGACACAGACAGUCGUGCAAUCUUCCCCACUUUUCUGCAUACACUUUGUUGUCUGAGGCAGUUAUAGAUGAAAGAGGAGAGGAUCAAAGUCUCCUUUCACCAGUGGAUCAGAGCCAUAAUGCUGAAAAUGUGCAUACGUCUGCUACAAGCUAAGUUUUGAAAACAAACAUGAAGCUGUAACGUCCAUUGACGAAAAAGAGAUUGGCUCACAUCUCCUGUCUCAUGUAAAUCCACUUCAAUUCCAAGCCGCAACUCGCAUUUCCACGUCCGCAUCGGUGCGCCACGCUAACGCUCCUUUCUUCUCAUCGUCGGUUCCUCAAGCCUUACAUCCAUCCAGCCGCAGACCAUUCAACAGCACAGAUCUCUGCGCUGAACAAAGUGGGGAUGUGAAAAAUGUUGCCCAUAACAGGCGCAAGAAUCAAGCGCCCCGGGACUGUCCAGCAACGACAUUCCUCCCAGUCAAAAACGGUACUAGUAUACCCAUGCUGCCGAGAAGGCGCAACCACCAAGCACAGAGUUUCCUCCUUGAUGAAUGUUGUGGCCAAAAGAUGCUGAAAAAAGUCCACAUCAGGUCCACACGACGUAACAACAAACACAAAGUGACAAACCAAACCAAAAAAAACAACAAAAAAAAGCAAGGCUCAUGAGAGCACUUGCCGACGGCUGGCUACUCGGGUGCCAUUUUGACUUGGGAUAGAAAAUUGAAAGAUAUAAAAGGGUAAAUGAGAAGGAUCCAUAAAACAAAAGGGUAUAUCAUUUUCACGCAAUGACAUUAUCCCGUAAGCGCAUUUCUAAAGCUAUUCUCUUUUUUAGUGUCUAUCAUCGGAUCGUCUUCCGCAAAUUGAUCAGGUCCCGAGGUUCGACUUGCCUGAUUAAUAAUAAUUUUUUUUCCCUUUUUGGUUUUUCUGUAUUUCAUCGCAUAUAUUAUAUAUUAUAUUAUAUAUUAUACGUUUCAUCUAAUCAACCCAGUCUGUCACCUGGUUCCUGCCUGUCCGUCACAACAGAGCAGGUGAGGAACCAACUGAAGAAGAUGAAUGUGAGGAAGGCAGCAGGUCCGGACAAGAUCAGUUCCCGGCUCCUCAGGAUCUGCUCUGACCAGCUGUGUGACAUUGUCCAGCACAUGUUCAACCUGAGACUGAAGCUGGGCAUAGCUCCACAGCUGUGGAAAACUUUGUGCCUGGUCCCAGUGCCCAAGACCCCACCCUAAGGAGCUGAAGAGCUACAGACCGGUGGCGCUGACGUCUCACCUGAUGAAGACGCUGGAGAGACUCGUCCUCGCCCACCUUCGACCACUGUGCCUUCAACACCAUCCAGCCCAACUUGCUGGGAGGCAACUGCAGAACGCCGGAGUGGACCACCAUCUCACAGCAUGGAUCAUAGACUACCUCACAAAUCGGCCGCAGUACGUGAGAUUGCAGAGCUGUGAGUCGGACAGGCUUCUCUGCAGCACUGGAGCGCCGCAGGGGACUGUUCUGGCUCCAUUCCUGUUCAUCCUCUACACCUCAGACUUCAGACACGCCACUCCAAACUGCCACCUUCAGAAGUUCUCCGAUGACUCUGCGAUUGUUGGCCUCAUUACAGAGGGGGACGAUCGGGGGUACAGGGGACUGACCUCCAGAUCAACCCUAGGAAAACUAGGAGUUGGUGGUGGAUUUCUGCAGGAAACAUCCUCACCAGCACCGAUGAACUUCCAGGGUAUGGGCAUAGAGAGGGUGACCUCCUACAAGUACCUAGGUGUUCUUCUGAACAACAAAUUGGACUGGUCUACAAACACGGACGCCCUGAUUAGGAAAGGUCAGAGCCUCUUCCUACUCAGGAAACUGAGGUCUUUUUGGGUCCAGGGGUCGCUCCUUAAGACUUUCUGUAACUCGGUGGUGGCCUCGGCCAUCCAUUAUGGUAUUGUCUGGUCAGGCAGCAUCUCAGCCCGGGACAGAAAGAGAUUGGAUCGACUGGUCAGGAAGGCCAGUUCUGUCCUGGGUUGCUCCCUUGACACUCUGGAGGAGGUGGGCAACAGAAUGAUGCUAACUAAGCUAAAAGCUAUGAUGGCCAGUCCCUCCCAGCCGCUCCAGCCCGCCCUGAUAGCACUUGGUAGCUCCUUCAGCCAGAGACUGUUACACCCGCCCUGCAAGAAGGAGAGAUACCGACGCUCGUUCCUACCGACUGCUGUCAGGCUGCUGAAUAAAAAUAACAACAAUAAUAAUAAUUAUAAUUAAAUGAUGUGAAAGACAAUUGUAAAUAGCACUGCGAUUUAUCCAUUUUGUAUUUAUUUUGCCCUUAAUUGAAUGGUGUUUGUUGUUUUUUUUUUCUUCUUUCUACCCACAUUCUUGCUGCUGGAGGCUGUAAAUUUCCCCAGUGUGGGACAAAUAAAGGAUAUAUUAUCUUAUUUUA
Hippocampus zosterae (dwarf seahorse) is the source of this 2586-nucleotide messenger RNA. RefSeq lists its product as uncharacterized. The record is from RefSeq and is a predicted model, not a curated record. The transcript has 2 exons. NCBI's taxonomy places the organism in Eukaryota, Metazoa, Chordata, Actinopteri, Syngnathiformes, Syngnathidae. The coding region runs from base 1449 to 2411 and encodes 320 amino acids.